Messenger RNA from Melopsittacus undulatus (budgerigar), 2787 nucleotides. It is a transcript of the gene CERS5, whose product is annotated as ceramide synthase 5. Bases 65 to 1228 code for a protein of 387 amino acids. NCBI's taxonomy places the organism in Eukaryota, Metazoa, Chordata, Aves, Psittaciformes, Psittaculidae. The transcript is spliced from 10 exons. Gene Ontology annotation, molecular function: sphingosine N-acyltransferase activity; DNA binding. Gene Ontology annotation, biological process: ceramide biosynthetic process. Gene Ontology annotation, cellular component: membrane. The record is from RefSeq and is a predicted model, not a curated record.
CCCCUCUGUGGGCUGCGGUGGCCGCCUCAGCUGCGGCCGCCGGGAGGGAGGCAGGCGGCGGAAGAUGGCGGCGGCCGCGCUGCGGGCCUGGUUCUGGAACGAACGGUUCUGGCUGCCGCACAACGUGACGUGGGCGGACCUGGCCGGGGAGCCGGGCCCGCCGGGCAGCGGGCUGCAGUACCCGCGGGCGGGACACGUCCUCUCCGCCUUCCCGCUGGCGCUCGGCAUCUUCGCGGUGCGGUUGCUCUUCGAGAGGUUUAUUGCCAAGCCAUGUGCCAUAAACCUUGGCAUUCAAGACAGUGGACCUCACAGAGCCCAGCCCAAUGCAAUUUUAGAGAAAGUGUUUACAUCCAUCACUAAGUCUCCAGAUGGAAGGAGGUUAGAAGGCCUGUCAAAGCAGCUGGACUGGGAUGUUCGGAAGAUCCAGCGCUGGUUUCGUCACCGGAGGAACCAAGACAAACCCACCACCCUCACGAAAUUUUGUGAGAGCAUGUGGAGAUUUACAUUUUAUUUAUGUAUAUUUUUUUAUGGAAUCAGAUUUCUCUGGACGGCACCCUGGUUUUGGGACACACGACAGUGCUGGUACAACUACCCUUUCCAGCCUCUAACAUCCAGGCUUUAUUACUACUAUAUCUUGGAGCUGGCCUUCUAUUGGUCUCUCAUGUUUUCUCAGUUUACAGACAUUAAACGGAAGGACUUCCUGAUCAUGUUUGUCCAUCAUUUGGCCACAAUUGGACUUAUUACAUUCUCUUAUAUGAAUAACAUGGUGCGGGUUGGAACUCUGGUGCUGUGUCUCCAUGAUGCAUCAGAUUUCCUUUUAGAGGCUGCAAAGCUAGCCAAUUAUGCCAAGUACCAACGUCUGUGUGAUGCUUUCUUCAUGCUCUUUGGUGUCGUGUUCAUUGUUACACGGUUGGGCAUUUAUCCUUUCUGGAUUUUGAAUACAACCCUAUUUGAAAGCUGGGAGUUGAUUGGUCCAUACCCUUCGUGGUGGCUCUUCAAUGGGCUCUUGGUGACCUUGCAGGUCCUGCAUGUCAUCUGGUCUUAUCUCAUCGUUCGCACUGCCUACAAGGCCCUCAUGCGGGGAAAGGACUCUAAGCUCUGUCUUCUUCAUUCUUUCCUCCUUUUCUCUGUGCCAGAUUGGAGCUGGACAGUUUCAUCCUUUGCAUGUAAGUGUGAUCUGUGCUUCUGGUUGUUUGCUGAAAUGCACCUGUGGCUGUUUCCAGGCUAAGACAAAAGCAAAGACGUGGUCCUGGGGCUUUAAAUGGCUGGUACCUUCCCUUAAAAUGCUUCUCUCCCUGGCUGAUACAGUGCUGGUGCUCACAGUUAUGCUAAAAUGCAGCUUUUUCCAAAGGUCAAAGCAGUGUUCUGGGGUUUGUUCUUAUCUGCCUUCAGCAGGUUGCAUGACCUUCACCUUUCUGCUUUUCUGACGCCCACAGAGACUCUGGUACCUGUCUUGUGAACACUGAGCUGAGUGGAAGGGCACAGGAGAAAUGCUUUUUGCUAAAAGGAGUAAAGCAGGCACUUGUCCCCCAAAUAAUGGGGAAGGUUUCCAGGGAUUUCAGCUUCCUUCCAGUGACCCUUUGAACUUCCAGCCUAGCAGGAGAACAGGGAAGGAUAGCCGAAGUUCUGGCAAGGGGCAGAAGCCAGGACAUCCAACAGGGCUGUCAGAACCAAUCCUGGAGAUCAUUGACUUACCUGGCUUUCCUCCAGAUCUUUCCUUGAGUUCAAAAACUUCCUGGCUGCUGCUGUUCAAAAGCCCUAGCCCUGAUUUAGGGCAGAGCAGAGUGAAACCCUUGGAAAGGACUGAGUGCUUCAGUAUUAAGUAAAUGAGGGCUAUUAGCUGCAAAAGUGUGAAGAACUUGCCUUGGGGUAUGCAAAGCACAGGCUGCUCACUGCUGAGCACUGGUGAGUUUAUGGCCCUGGCUCCCUGCCACCAACCAAAGUGCUUGUUUGCAGUUAGGGCCGGGCUUAUGAUCUCUUCCUUCUCCUUCUGGUGUGUUGGCUCCGUGCUGGUGCAGUGCCCUCCUGCGGCAUCCGCAGCGGCUGACACCGGAGCGUGCCUGGGUCUGCUUCCGAAGGUUCAGAACCCCACAUGAAAGGCAAUUCAGCUGGCUUUGAGGUCAAGUUUUUAACUGAAGGCAUAACUCUGCAAAGCUGCUCUAGAUCUCAGGGCUGAGAUGCUCCUUUUGUUUCUGAGAGGCUGUUUGGUGGAAGGGAGAGUUGUCUUUCUUUGGACAGUGGGCUACAGAACAGGCUUCUGCUUGUAAAUGAGUUCUGUAUGAACCACAAGCUGUGAGAAUGGGAGGCACUUUGUGCAAACAGUGAUGUGAUAAAUACAGCUGGUUAAUUUUUAAAGUCUCCAAGGCACUCCCUCUAGGACAGAAUGUUCUCUCUCAAACUGUUCUAUAGAUCCAUGGGCUUUGGGCAUCACAGAACUCGUUAUGCUGCGAGGAGUGAUUCAAAGCAAGUGUGUUGGUUGGAAAAGUGGCCUUUAGCCCAUCUAGAAUGACCAAGAACAGACAAAUAGUGUCCUCUGUUCUGGAAAGUGCUUCCACAGAUGUAGAGUAUUUGGAAUAUGGGAAUCCUGUUUCCAAGUUGUCCCUUUCUGUGUGUGUGUCUUGCGUUCUGUAUGUGAUUCCCUCUUGUGAGCUUGAAGUGAUUCAGGAUCAAAUGUUCAGUGUAACUGAAGCUGGUUCCUCACAUGGAUGCAAGCCUCUAACUACUGUUUCCUGUGAAUUUUUCAACCUCCCUUUCCCCCUGUGCUGCUGCCCAAUUCCCUUUUGAAAU